Ostrea edulis (European flat oyster) is the source of this 2105-nucleotide messenger RNA. RefSeq names its product heat shock protein 70 B2-like. NCBI's taxonomy places the organism in Eukaryota, Metazoa, Mollusca, Bivalvia, Ostreida, Ostreidae. Gene Ontology annotation, molecular function: misfolded protein binding; heat shock protein binding; ATP-dependent protein folding chaperone. The coding region runs from base 1 to 1884 and encodes 627 amino acids. Gene Ontology annotation, biological process: protein refolding; cellular response to unfolded protein. Gene Ontology annotation, cellular component: cytoplasm. The record is from RefSeq and is a predicted model, not a curated record. The transcript has a single exon.
AUGAAGGUUCCUGUAAUUGGAAUUGAUCUUGGAACGACUUAUUCGUGCGUGGGUGUUUUCCAGCAUGGGAAAGUGGAAAUAAUCGCCAACGACCAAGGUAAUAGGACAACGCCGAGUUAUGUUGCCUUUACAGAAGCCGAGCGCAUCAUCGGAGAUGCUGCAAAAAACCAGGUAGCAAUGAAUCCGAAAAAUACUAUUUUUGAUGCCAAAAGACUUAUCGGAAGAAAAUUUGAAGAGCCGUCUGUCCAAAGUGACAUGAAACAUUGGCCAUUCAAAGUUACUAACAAGCAGGGAAAGCCAAUGAUACAAGUUGAAUACAAGAAUGAAAUAAAGUCCUUUAGUCCUGAGGAAAUUAGUUCGAUGGUACUGACCAAAAUGCGCGAGACUGCGGAAGCGUUUCUAGGAGAGAAAGUAACUAAGGCUGUCAUCACAGUUCCGGCGUACUUUAACGAUUCACAGCGCCAGGCAACAAAAGAUGCGGGUAUCAUCGCAGGAUUAGAGGUAUUACGAAUGGUAAACGAACCUACGGCUGCAGCCCUUGCGUACGGUCUUGACAAGAAUUUAUCGGGCGAAAAGAAUGUUCUAAUUUACGAUCUAGGCGGGGGCACGUUCGAUGUAUCGAUUCUUAACAUCGACGAAGGUUCAGUCUUUGAAGUGCAGUCGACAGCGGGUGACACCCAUCUUGGAGGAGAAGAUUUUGACAACAGAAUGGUUGAUCACUUUGUAAAAGAAUUCAAGAGGAAAUAUCAAAGGGAAAUAACUUCAAACAAACGAGCCCUUAGAAGACUAAGAACUGCGUGUGAAAGAGCCAAGAGGACAUUGUCCAGCAGCACAGAGGCUAGUAUAGAAAUAGAUUCCCUUUGCGACGGGGUUGACUUCUAUACAAAAAUAACCCGCGCCAGAUUCGAGGAACUGUGUUCUGACUUGUUCAAAAGUACAAUGGAGCCUGUCGAAAGAGCAAUAAAGGAUGCCAAAUUAGACAAGUCUAAAAUCCACGACAUCGUUCUGGUUGGCGGAUCAACACGAAUACCAAAGAUACAAAAACUGCUUUCUGAUUUCAUGGGAGGAAAAGACUUAAACCGCUCUAUUAAUCCAGAUGAGGCUGUAGCCUACGGCGCUGCUGUUCAGGCUGCCAUUUUGUCGGGUGAUUCCAGUGAUGUUAUCAAAGAUUUGCUUUUGAUUGACGUUGCGCCUUUAUCCCUUGGAAUUGAGACGGCGGGUGGUGUUAUGACAAAUCUUAUUGAUAGAAACAGCCGAAUUCCGUGUAAAAUUGGCAAAACUUUCACGACAUACUCUGAUAAUCAACCAGGCGUCCAUAUUCAAGUUUUUGAAGGAGAACGCGCCAUGACAAAGGACAACCAUAAACUCGGAAACUUCGAUCUUACGGGUAUUCCUCCUGCGCCUAGAGGUGUUCCACAAAUCGAUGUUGAAUUUGAUUUAGACGCCAACUGCAUUUUGAAUGUUUCUGCAGUAGACAAGAGUACGGGUAAGUCUAAUAAGGUGACCAUUACCAACGACAAAGGUCGGCUUAGCAAGGCUGAAAUUGAUAGAAUGGUUUCGGACGCAGAAAAAUACCAGGAGGCGGACGAAAAACAGAAGCAACGCGUACAAUCUAAGAACCAGUUAGAAAACUACGUUUACGGCAUCCGCAAUGCAGUGGAUGAGGAAAGGGGAAAACUCCAGCCCUCAGAGAAGACAGAGGCACUAAAUGCCUGCGAGGAAGCCUUGAAAUGGUUAGAUCUUAACGCCGAUGCUGAAACGUCUGAAUUUGAAGGUAAAUUGAAGAUGGUCCAGGAGACCUGUAGUCCAAUUAUGACAAAGCUUCACAGCGAACAAAAAGAAAGUAGUACAGCAGGUGGACCAAAGGUGGAAGAAGUGGAUUAAUGAUGUUUCAAAACACGUGACUAUCAGAUUACUCAAAGAAAUGACGAAUAUAUGUAGCAGGUGACGAUGCGAGUUUUUUGUUCGUUUUUUUUAUUUUCUUCAAAGAAUUAAAUGAAUAAUCACUUAUAGAAAUAAUGUGUGUACAUGUACCGUUUUAUGUAUAAACAUUGAUAUAUCCCCCAAUAUGCAUUCAAUCAAAAUUAAAAACAAAGUUAUGGCCA